Messenger RNA from Dinoponera quadriceps, 4948 nucleotides. Its product is annotated as mucin-19. The record is from RefSeq and is a predicted model, not a curated record. Lineage: Eukaryota; Metazoa; Arthropoda; Insecta; Hymenoptera; Formicidae. Bases 2479 to 4515 code for a protein of 678 amino acids. The transcript is spliced from 2 exons.
GGGGGGCUAGGAAGAAUACGAACCAGAGGGAAAACUCGUUUGUAGGGACAGGAAAAUUCCUGCAGGACGGUUCUGCCGAGUCAAACAUUCGCAGUUAUCUCAACUGAGCUUCGGUACAACGGAAUACCCAGAUGAAUGUUUUCGGUAACAGAGGUACUUUUCCGUGUCUUUUACGGAUCAUUUUUUGUGCGGCAAUUGUACGGAAGAAAAAAUCUCAGUUUCUCCAACUGAACGGGGGGACCACCAGAUGAAAACUUGAUGACAAGAAAUGAUGUCUCUAUCACUGCGACUGAAAACUAUGGUUUCAAAGUUCCGAAAAAACUGUUUUUUUCUUCUCAAUUCUUUUACAAAUUUCCACAAAAAUUUUUUGGGAAAAAUUCACAUUCGCAUUCUCGGUUAAAACAUCUGUGGCAUUGACUUUUUCUGCGAAGAAGAUGAGAAACCCAAAAAUUCACGGGAAAAUGGGGAGAGACAAUUUUGGAAGAAUUAUACCGAGAGCAUGCAUUCGUGCGAGCCUUCGGCUGCGUUAAAACUCGCUUGAGGCAACUGACUGAGCAAUUGACCUGAGCAUGAACCUCCCACGAGAAUCUGUUCCUACAACCGAGUUCGGUUCCCAGGAGAAUUCAAUUACACCAACGAAAUUGUUUCUUCCGUGUACGAUAAUCUUUUAAUCUUUGCCGCUGAAGGCUGAUCCCCUCACGAUGAACGAUCUCCUCGCGCAAACGUGAGCGAGAUUUCGGCGAGGAGCGAUCGUUUCUCGGAUGUGCGCCGGUACGAAAACGACUCUUCGUACACCCGGACCGCGGCGUCGGGGCGAGCGACGGUCAGCGUGGAAAGGGAGCGAGCGAGAAGAGAGAGAGAGAGAGAACCACGACGACGACGCGCCUCUCUCAAAAUAGCUCUCCCAAUUUCCCGCUGCCCCGCCGUCUCUCGUGACGCCUUUUCGGGUCGCGCUUAGUUACCAUCUCUCGAGGAGAACUGGCAUCACCCAGUCGUCGUAAGCACCGCGAUAAACCAACGACAUGUGCACCGGCCGAUCGCGAAGGAGGCGCUCGUGGAACGUACACGCCCGUCAAGUGGAUACCCAGCAAGAUAUCGAGCCUGCGUCCGGAUAAUCGCAGCCAUUAAUUAUGAUCUGAACACCCGAAGACUGACACGAAGCCGCCCACAGCCGUUCGCCUUGUUGGACGUUCCUCUUUCCUUCCCUCCGUCUCUCUCUCUCUCUCUCAUUUUCUCUCUAUCUCUUCCUCCCCGCUUUUUCUCAUCUGAAAACGCCCCGAGAAGACUGACGUCUGUUUCAGAAUCGAUUUAAAUUGUCAAGAUACCCGUGCACCGAGCGCGAACUCGCUCGUUCACCUCGAGAGCGGAAGUCGAGCUCCUGUUCCGCUCCCGUUUGAUCCGCGUUCGCACGCUCGCUCCGUCGGCCGCGCGUGUUGUGACGCGCAGGAAUGUUUCAGAGCUGAUUAAUCCGUCCGAAAUCGAGAUGAUCUCACGCUUCGUUCCACGAGGUGUCCUCCAGUGACGGGGAAUCGCCGGCAUUAGUCGAGACCGAGCAGCAGUCCCCGAGGAAGUCGCCGGCCGAGGUCGACUUCCGUAACGCGUCGCGCUUUCCUCACCCCGGACUGGGUUGGCCGCCCGGCCACGUCGUUAUUGCGUCGGCGGGCGUCGUACGCAAAAGUGCCGCCUUAUUUCCAGAGACGUAUUUCUCGGUAGACGCGACCGCACGUCGCUCCGAAUUUACAUUGUGCUAAUUAUACGCAUCGCGUGGUCGCUCUAUAUCGCUCAGUUUGUUGCCUUUGCGAGAGGGAGUACCGCACGUCGGUGGUGUGUGUGUGUGUGCGUGCACGCGCGGUUGCGACAAUCGCGGAAGUAUUGUGCAAUGCGCGGCGACGUGCGCGAAUUAAUAUAGAGCGAUCUCGCGGUCUCUCGGCGCGCGCGAAAGACACCUACUCGCCGGCGGAGGGAGAAGCGACACGGCGAAAUCGUCCUCGGGGGCAACGGCGCAGCUACAAUUCCCCGCGUCCGAGCGAAAAGAAACUCGGACAGUUCUCUCGGAGCAAGGCGACCGUCCGACCCACCGAAAAUAGACCGUGGGUGCGCGAUGCGAUAUCGCAGUAUUGCCAUCCUUCCGGGAAAAACUGCGCUACGGACGAGGGUCGGCGGAGAAGGCGCUCGCAAAUAGACGUCAUUACAUAAGAUCGUCCUCCCCCCCGGUACUCGUCGAGGGAGAUUGGCCGAGGCGCAGGUGUUGUUGUUGUUGUCGUCGUCACGUAGACCGCUAGUCGUCGCAACGGGACUCCCGGCGUGUCCUCGCGGUGAGCGAUCUUGGAAUCGAUGAGCAGAAGAAGAACGUGCACGGGAGCAGUGCGUCAUCGUCUCCUCCGGUCGGGAGAGGAGGAGGAAGAGGAGAAGAAGAAGAAUAAGUAGACGAGAAGACGAUAAUGCCCCGCGCUGGAUGACGGCGCGUCGGUGGCCGAGAUGUACGGACGUCAGGAUGAUUCGGGCGGGGACGACUCGCAGGUGCCGCCGUGGCUGGUGCGCGCCGAAGUCACGAUCCGUCGCGGCAACGCGACGACCUCCGAGACCGUGCCGGCUGGCACCACCGUCGGCCCCGACACGGCCGGCAUCCGCAUGAUAUGCCGUUGGAACACGAGCGAGCCGGACUCCACGGCGACUCCUGCGGCUCCUGCGGCCGCGUCCCCGCCGCUCGGCGGCUUCGGCUUUCAACGCGGUAAUAUACUCUUCACGUCCACGCCGCCCGAGAGACCGUCCGCCGGCUCUUACACUCUGCCACGAUCCGGCUCGUCCGGCAACGACGACUCCAUCUCGUCCGCCAGGGGCCGGGCGAACGACUCCGGCUACACCAGCGAGCAGCAUCCGCACGCGUACUCGAGUCUACCCACGCGACGGCCGUCCCAGCAGUACAACCGCAGGUGCAAGAGCACGUGCAGCAUCGUGCUGCAGCAGCAGUCCGCCGCGGACGGCAAGAGCAGCCCGUCGUCCAGGUCCCCGAGAGACUCGUGGCAGCAUCGUCGACAGCUGUUCCCGCGUUAUCCGUUCAGCGCGGUACCGGAGGUGUGCGAGGACUGCGCCGAGGGUAGCGCCGCGUCCAGCGCCUUCACCACGCACUUUUGCACGCGGGUCGCGGAGAAGAGCGCGAAUAGAGCGGCCGCCGCGACGGCUAGCAAAGACGCCGCUUCGCAGACCACCGACAUCGAGUCCGCGCGCUCCUCGUCGACCCUGUCGAGGGGCAGCAGAGUCAGGAGGAGACCGGCCACUGCCGCCGGUCAGUCUGACGAGAAGAAGAAAGAGCAGGAUAUUCGGUCGCCCCCGGCGUCAGCGGCGACUGGUGGUUCCGCUCCUCCUGCUCCCCUGGCCGACUCCGAGAAAUCCGAUUCGUCGACGCGAGAGGACAGCAAGCGGAAAUCGCGGACGGUGCAUAUCGACGUGUACUGCACAGGCUCGGACGACGAUCUCAGCGUGACGGACACGAGCAGCGACGACGAGCGCAGCACGCCGAUGACCGUGUUCGAGAACGAGGACGUCAGGAUCACGCACACGCAAGCGACCAACAACUUGCCCCGCGGAUUCGAGGACGAGAACGCGUUCCUGAAGCGCACCGCCGAGCGACGAUGCGCGAGCUUCCGCAACGCGCCGAUGAGGAUGCCGUCGUUGGCGAGCUCGAAGGGCUACGACAGCGACGAGGUGCUGAGCUCGCUGUACCCCUCGCGGUUCAGCUCGUACACCGCCUUACGAGACCUCGACUCGGCGCCCUGGUCCGCCGCGUCGUCCAGCACGGCGGUCUCGUGCGACUCGGCGACCAUGACGUCGUCGAAGGACACCGACAUCGAGUCCCUGCUCAACAGCACGUCGGCCCUGACGCCGUGCGAGAGCUUCGAGUACGCCAACUCGACGGACCGCGAGCGGAUACGGCGAAUGGACCUGGGCGCCGACAGGGAGAAGAGCAAGACCUGGCGGUCGCCGCAGAUCGAGCGCAGGCAGCUCUUGCGGAACAAGAAGAUGAAGGAGUACUUCGAGAAGCACGAGAUCGCCUGGUCGUCCGCGGACAGCGCCGAGGAGUCCGACGAGAGCGGCCCGGUCGGCUGGAGCGGCUCACGAGCCGCGAAACAGGCCGUCGCUCGCAGAAGCGCCGCCCCGGAGGAAGAAGGCCCACGGGCGACGCGCGACCACGCUCCUCCGCACUCCGUCCUGCGCGACCGCAUCGGCCCGUUCGGCUCCAAGAGCCCGUCCCCUCUCCCCUCGACCAUACCUUCCCGCGUGACCUCGCCCUUCACCACCCCGCACGGCGAACGGACCGAGCACAUCGCGAAGGCCUCCGUGUUCGGCGCGGUGAUCAGCGCGUUCCGGAAGCCCGGCCACCACAUCGGCCCCGCGAAGAAUCCCUCGUGCCUCUGCGAGCAUUGCCGCAGGUUCUUCGAGGAGGAGGCGAAGGGACGCUCCUCCUCGUUGAGCGAGCUCGAGCGUCACCCGGGCUUCAAGUCGCCCAAGGAGUGACGAGCGUUCAUCCUCGCGGGCUUCCACCGGCGCACACACCGGUCUUCUUCUUCUUCUAGACUUUACCGAGUCGCGAAAUUAAGUAAGACUCGCAUAAUCGAGUCUGGAUCGUGGCCUUGCGGAGCACCCGAGCUCGGUGCGUAGUACCAGUCGCGCUUUGUUCCUGGCGUCAGUCGAAGAGGACGCUGCGGAAACUCCUCGUGUAUCGUGAUUCGUGUGUUUAAUUUAUUAUAUAUAUAUAUAUAUGUAUAUAUGUCCUUCUGAAGUAUUCCACGCAUUAUACUAUAUAUCGUAGAUCUUUUUCUAUUCGAAUUCGUAGUCCACGGGGGCCGCCACGCCGCACAUUCUGCUGGGAAUCGAGCAUUUAUGAGAGUUAACAAGGAUGUAUCUUGCCGAGAUUGCGUUGUUGUUAAUAAAUAUCAAUGAUCCAUGA